This is a messenger RNA of Exophiala xenobiotica, 2281 nucleotides long. RefSeq lists its product as uncharacterized. The transcript is spliced from 5 exons. The coding region runs from base 830 to 2110 and encodes 426 amino acids. The record is from RefSeq and is a predicted model, not a curated record. Lineage: Eukaryota; Fungi; Ascomycota; Eurotiomycetes; Chaetothyriales; Herpotrichiellaceae. Gene Ontology annotation, biological process: DNA-templated transcription. Gene Ontology annotation, molecular function: zinc ion binding; DNA binding.
CUCCACAAUCCAGUCGUCCACACGCAGCCAGUGCGCAGCCAGCGAGGUACGACUGCCCCGACGCAUUCAAAGCCUGUGUGGUGAUACGCUUUGCUGGUGUCGCAAGGGCGGCAGAUUUCAGUCUAGAAUCAGUGUCAAGACUCUCGGACUCCCCGGCAAUGUCAACGGCGCGAAGUAAAGGGACACUGGUUGUUCGCAAAUGUCGUAUACAAGAGUACAGCGGGCAUGUAUAAGAUGCCGGAAGCAAAAGCUGAAGUGCGACAACGAAAGACCAUGUACGCUUUGUAAACGAAGCGGCGCUGAAUGCGAGGAGAAUCCACCGCGAUCAAGGAGGUCAACCAAGACAAAGGCCAAUGGGUUCUCUCAUCCCUCCCGUCGAGAUCAAGGAAGCCCUUACGAGUCGCAAAGUGGCGAGUCGGGUUCUAGCGCGCACAGGGCUAUCUAUGACGCGGUCCAGGCGCCUACACCUCGCCCACCAGCCCUGCCGAGCGCAGAUGGCUGGAAGCAGCAAACCCGCAAUUCGAUGAUCCUUCAAGAAAGAAAGUCUACCUUCGGCAUAGUGGACCAGGUUAGGCUCCUGCAAGCCAUGGCUGAGGCCUGUGGAGGUCCUGAUUUGCAUUGUCAUCCAUAGGUGUUCUAGAACCACCACUCGCACUCAGAGUUGAGUCAAACCGCCGACGCCAUACCAGACGGCAAUCUGAGCAGAGACGCUUCCUCUCGGACCCAGGAGGGCUUGACUCCGGCCUCGCAACUGAUAGGAAUGGACCUCCCCUCCGGACCUAUUGUCAACUUUCUGUUCAACAACUUCCUCGACUCUGUCCAUUGAUUCAUGAUGGUGUUCCACCAGCCUACAUUCCGAGCAGAGAUGGAUGAGAUGGUCACCUCCGGCCAUGUGCCGGGGCGCCGACAGUCCUUCUUGGUGCUCGUCAUGCUCAUCCUCGCAAUAGGUGCCCGAUACGCAACCGAAAGUGACACCGAGGAAUACUGUUCGACCUUGGAAUUGGCUAGUCUUCGAUCGAAGUUGAUGGCCAAGGUGGAGGAAAAAUUCUUGGACAUUUUCGACGAAGGUGACAUUGAGAUGGUCACCUCCGGCCAUGUGCCGGGGCGACCCAAGAGGGCUUUUGCUGUCAUCGGUGCUAGCCUGAAAAGUGCACAGGCUCUAGGCCUACACCAGGAACCAUCAUGGGGCCAAAUCAACUCUGUCACCAGGGAAUUGCGAAGGAGGGUUUGGUGGGCUCGCUUUGUUGCUGAUGGAUUCAUGGCCCUUUGCUAUGGCAAGUCGAGCAGCAUCCAGGAGAAUGAGUGGCAAGUCGGUAUGGUCGACGACAUCGACGAUGUAUCUACAACAUGUCCCGGGUUUAAUAGCACGGAGCUCCGUGAAGAUGGAACUUACCAACGGGUCACGAUCAUUUCUUAUCAGAGAUACAAGUUCAACCUCUACCGGAUUGCAUCUCCGAUUACGCGGACCAUUUAUUUCCACAGAGGUACGACAAUGCGAGAGGUUGUGGGAAGAGUCAAAGAGAUCAACCAACGAUUGGUCGAGUGGGACAGAAGUCUCCCCCCUGAGUGGAGGUUGAAGUCCUUCGCCGUCGAGGUUGAUGAACCUACCCUGGACCCCACAUUGAAGACAUUCCGACUCCAAGCACUUCGACUCCAAGAACUUGCACUCCAGCUGUCAUAUGACAACAUGCAACUUCUUCUGCACCGCCCUUUACUCACAUACACUGGUGGAUUGUACAGCUCACGAUUGUGCGAAAAUCUUGCUGGAGAACCAGGCCAAGAGAGUUUGGUGCAUGACAGCAGAACAGACGUUCCGGCGAUGGGCGUACUAGACGAUGACUUGUCCCAGGGUUCCGGGAGCCAGUGUUGGCAGUCUGCGAUACGUACGUCGUGGAUUGGCGAGUAUCCGUUGAUACUCCGCGCGGCUCGCAACACCCACGUUGCGGCCUACGUCGGAAUCCAAAUCUUUACAGCAGCAGCCGUGCUUGCUACAUUUGCUCUGACAGAUCCACUGUCCAAUCAAGCGCACAUUGGGGAACAAACACCCAGGUGCAUGGACAUGGUGCUCUUCCGAUUGUACAGCAGCAUCCUACAUAGGCACAACGUCUAAGACUUGGGUUGUUGGUAGGCGUUCUCCGUUGUUAAGGACCCAGUAUGUAUGGUCAUGAGCCAAAUGUUUCCUAUCUCGAGGGUGUUCGAGACUUGCGUUUCUCCAAAAGGCGGCCAUGGAGUGACGGGUACAAGGGUUUUUGGCAUAAUCAGACAGGAUACAACUUACUAG